GCUAAACUGACUUCUCCGUUGUCAGCACUGUUUUGUCUGCGGACGCUCCGCCGCACCACACACGGGAGGAAAUGAAGAGAAGUUCGCGCUGCCGUCGACCUGCAGCUCCCACCUGGAGGAGAAGGGGCGCGCUCAGCUCAUGGACAUUUAAGGAUCAAUAGAGGAUGAAAAAGAGAUGGCAUCUACUAAGGACUCACCCAUGGAACUUGGAUUCGUUGGAGAGAUCACAGAAAGCAGCCACACCGAUUCUGAAAUAGAGACAAUCAUUCCCCCAGAUGAGUGUACACAAGACCCCACAAUGGAAAUGGACCAGGCGGUCAUGGACAACUUGGGGCAGCUUUUCGAGCGAUGCAUCCAGCAAGUGUCCCGUCUAGAGAAGCAGCGGGACGAGCUGAUACAGGAGCUCCUCCAUCUGCAGGAGCCCAUGCUGCGGGUUGUGGAGCACCUGAGAGGGAAGGUGGUGGAGAAAAAUAGGCUGCUUACUCUGACUCAGCUGGAUUACAUGGCUGUUUAUGCGGAGGUGCAGCAGGUGAAGAGGAAACUGUUUGCCAUGGCCAGAGACUGCAUCCAGAGCCAGGUGACACUGGCUGCACAGGAGUAUGAGGUGGCUCAGUCUGCUGUUACACAGGAAGAGCUCAAGGCCCACAUCCAAAGUCUGACUCAGGAGCUAUGCGAGCUCCCAGAGGCCCACAAAAACCAGCUUAACUCCCUGAGGGACCGGGCUACUAAGCUCUGCAGGCCCAGGACCAUGAGCGAUGUCAGCCAGUGCCGCCAGGCUUCUGUCAGACUGCAGCGGCGGUUCAGCGGCAGCGUGACGGCACUGGAGGGCUGGUACGAGCCUCGGCUCAUGGCCCUGCUGAAGAGGAGGCAAAUUGGGGAGGACGCAUUGAGAAAGAGCAGAGAGCAGGCGAUGGACCAGAAGGCCAGCCUGGGGCCCCUGCGACAGGAAAUACAGAGACUGGAGGUGCAGAAAUCCUGUCUGGAGCAGAGGAUCAAUCUGAUGGAGAGGGAGAGGGAGGAGAGCAUCACACAACACAAGGAGACUGAGGAAAAAUUAAAAGAGACUCUGAGAGAACUAGAAGUGGAGUUUGAAGUUCAGAGAAAAUCUAAGAAAGAUUUGGAGGAUCUUAAAGAAGGCCUUUUAACAGAGCUGAAAUUUCUGAGAGGCUGCGAUUAAACCAGAGGAACCACUGCAGAGGAAGAGCACUAAAUUUCUAUUUACAGUGGAUAUUCUUACCAUGGAGAUCUACAUCAGACCAAACCACAAUAUUCACAUUUAAUGUCUAACAGCUGAAAAUUCUGACUUUGUAUUUAUUCAAUUCUACAGAUUAAUUAACUUAGCAAUUCGUUUUACAAAAUACUUCUUCAAUACAACCUCACGUCUGCCACGUUGUGCCAACAACAAAAACAGGUUUAAUGUAAAUAUUUUUUUAUUAUGAAUAUACUUAAGUUCACAAGAGAUCAGAUGCAGCACAGAAAAAAAUGCAGAGAGAAAAAACACAUACAAGUGACAACACACAAUCUGGAAAAUUCAUACUACAAAUAUCAAGCAAAAAAGAAAACCUACAGUAUGUACAAUUUUAUUAAAAAUGGAUCUCUGUAGAAAGGUUUCAGCACAACUAAUCAAGAAGAAAGAAAUAAAACCAUCAAAAUCCAAACCUGAACGAUGAUGGAUUCAUCUGCGAU
This is a messenger RNA of Toxotes jaculatrix (banded archerfish), 1686 nucleotides long. Its product is annotated as syncoilin-like. Bases 176 to 1177 code for a protein of 333 amino acids. Lineage: Eukaryota; Metazoa; Chordata; Actinopteri; Toxotidae. The transcript is spliced from 5 exons. Gene Ontology annotation, cellular component: intermediate filament. The record is from RefSeq and is a predicted model, not a curated record.